CUAGCAGGUCACUGCUACUAGCUGUCACGGAAACUCUUGCACCCCCAUCAUGUCUGGAGCGAGGACGAAGAAAGAUGCUCAGAGCGCACCCAGGACUCGCUCAGCCGUGACGAGUUCCAAUCCCAGACGAAGGAUGGAUCUUAUAGCCUCGGUCAGUCGCAGUAGUGGAUUGGACAAAGAUGGAGACGCAUUAAGAGAUCCAUCCACUCAAGAUGAAUAUCGCGUGUAUAUACAGGCGAAGAUUGACGAUUUGUGGACAAGACAUCCUAAAAGCUGCGACGAGAAAAAGGAAGAGCUUCAAAAGCGUGUUGAUUCCCAAGAAACCAUACUGAUCCUUCUGCGGAAGUUGCGGGAGGGGAUCGUAUCCUCGAAGAGAGCAGGGAAAUUCGCUCUGGAAGUGUACGAGACUUCUCUCGCACUCUCCGUACUGUUCGAUUCUCCUCGCCAAAUCAGUGCAAUCGUUCCCUCAUUCAUGGCGUUCAUACAACACGAGCCCAUCUCCCCGGAUCCCGAACGCUCCCAAAUGAUCGUCAUUGGGCUACUGCAACAACUGAUCACAUUUUAUCCGUCGCAACGCGAAUACAAUUCAUUCCUGCAUGCGCUGCCCAUCGCAUUGUUCACGGCGGACUGCUCCGAGCGCGUUUGGAUCACGUCUCUCGCGACUUGCUUGAGGACACGUAAUUAUGCGCAGCUGGAGCAGAUUCUCCGCCCUCCCUCUGUUCCCGUGCCCUCUCUCGAUGUCGCUUCGGACCCAAACCGACUGGCACCGCGAGCCAUCUACCAUCUGAUCGAUUCGCUGCGAGGGAAGGCAAGAGACACGUCUUGGACGAUUAUGCGGUCUGCCUACAGGGAGCUGUUAUGCCAGAAAGAUGAGCAGACGCGAGACUGGCUGCAGAGAUCUCUGGGUCUUUCGUCGUCUGUGGAUCUGGACGACUGGUUCAAGAGAACGGAACAGCUCGGGCACGUUAGGAGGAAGGAAGGGGUGGAGGAUCGCUGGAUUGUGUCAAAGCUACGAUGAAUGAACUCUAUUAGUAUCGUUUGAGUGUGAGCUUGCAUGCAUUGCAUCCCAAUCGCGGAUAUUCC
Molecule: messenger RNA, 1083 nt
Organism: Mycena citricolor
Lineage: Eukaryota; Fungi; Basidiomycota; Agaricomycetes; Agaricales; Mycenaceae
Source: the annotation of a GenBank genome assembly